UCGUGACCUUGAUCUAGUUACUGAAGGACACAGGGACAGUAUAAACACGGCAACUUCCACCCGGAUUCUGCACAAUUUCUCACCUGACAGAAGCGCAACAUGACUCUCACUUCUUCCGAAGUUGAAACGAAGCCUUUUGAAGGCCAGAAGCCAGGAACAAGUGGUCUUCGUAAGAAUGUAAAAGUAUUUCAACAAGGGAAUUACACUGAGAAUUUCAUCCAGUGUACGCUUGAUGCGUUGGGGGAGAAACUCGCCGGUUCGACUUUAGUUGUAGGAGGAGAUGGGCGAUUUUUCGGAAAGGAAGCUGUUGGCAUCAUCGUGCAGAUGGCAGCUGCUAACGGGGUUUCCAAGCUCCUUAUUGGUCAGAAUGGCAUCCUGUCCACCCCGGCCGUGUCCUGCGUCAUCAGGAAGUAUGGCACUGAUGGGGGCAUUAUUCUCACUGCCAGUCACAACCCAGGAGGCCCUAAUGGAGACUUUGGGAUAAAGUUUAAUAUUGCCAAUGGAGGCCCUGCUCCAUCAGGUGUAACAGAUAAAAUUUUCGAGCUGUCAAAAUCAAUAACCAAGUACAAAAUCUGUAAAGAUCUCAAUGUGGAUCUUUCUAAAUUAGACACUCAUGAUUUCACGGUUGAUGGAAGAAAGUUCACCGUGCAAGUUAUUGACUCUGUAGAGGAUUAUUGUGGACUGAUGAAGGAGAUCUUUGAUUUUGGUGCCAUAAAGGAACUGCUGACAGGACCUUCAGCUUUAAAUAUAACACUGAAUGCUCUUCAUGGAGUCAUGGGGCCUUAUGUGAAACGAAUAGUUUGCCAGGAGCUUGGUGCCCCAGAGACUAGUGCAGUGAACUGUGUCACUUUGCCGGACUUCGGAGGUGGCCAUCCUGACCCCAAUCUUACAUAUGCAGCUGAACUUGUAGAUGAAAUGAAAAAGGGAAACCAUGGCUUUGGUGCAGCUUUUGAUGGAGAUGGGGACCGUAACAUGAUCCUUGGUAAGAAUGCCUUUUUCAUCACCCCAUCUGACUCUCUGGCUGUGAUAGCUGCCAAUAUGGAGUGUAUCCCUUACUUCAAGAAGACAGGGGUUAGGGGGUAUGCCAGGAGCAUGCCCACUGCUGGGGCAGUAGACAGGGUUGCUAAAGCUUUGGGAAAAGAAAUCUUUGAAGUACCAACAGGCUGGAAAUUUUUUGGUAAUCUCAUGGAUGCAGGGCGACUGUCGUUGUGUGGAGAGGAAAGUUUUGGGACAGGCUCAGAUCACAUAAGGGAGAAGGAUGGUCUGUGGGCAGUCCUGGCUUGGCUAAGUAUUCUUGCCAAUAGAAAACAAAGUGUGGAGGGUAUUGUGCAGGAUCAUUGGAAGAAGUUUGGAAGAAAUGUUUUCACCAGGUAUGACUAUGAGGAAGUGGACAGUGCACCAGCUGACAAAAUGAUGGCCAAACUUAAUGACCUGGUUGGUGACCCUUCAUUUGUUGGCAAGUCCUUCUCCCAUGGAGACAAGGUUUACAAGGUGGCCCUGGCAGACAACUUUGAAUACACAGAUCCAAUAGAUGGUAGCGUGACAAAAAAGCAGGGUAUAAGGAUUGUUUUUGAAGAUGGAUCUCGUAUUGUGUUCCGUCUGAGUGGAACAGGCAGCAGUGGCGCCACCAUUAGAAUGUAUAUUGACAGCUAUGAAUCUGAUCAGGCCAAACUGAAUGGUGAUGCUCAGGAAAUGUUGAAACCUCUGGUAGAAAUUGCUCUUCAAAUCUCGCAGCUACGAGAGCUAACUGGUAGAGAAAAACCUACAGUGAUCACCUAAAAAUGAAACAGCUUGUUCUUUUGUUUUGGCUUUUAAACCCCAGCUUUUAAUGAAAUUUCUCCAUGUGGUGAUGAUGAAAACGUACCACGUUUGACACAAUAAGUAUGAUUUAUUCAGCUAACAUUGAAUAUAAACAUUAGAAAUUAAUUAAAAAUCAAAACUGUAUCCAAAAUGUUGCAAUACCUCAUUGCCAUACUAUAGCAAAGUUAUGCAUUUUUAUAUUAGGUUUUAGGAUUUUUUUUUUUUUUUUUUUUUUUUUUGAUGAAAAAAAUUUUCAUCCAGCUUAAUACUAUGCUCCAUGUAAUGGAGAUGGCUAUAAGACUUAUCAGAUGCAAGGGUCACUUGGACAUGGAGUCCAUCAAAAAUGCAUCAAGUUAAACUGCUGUUCAAAGUGUUGAGACUCACGAGCAGGGAAUUUUUCAAAAACUUAAUCCUAGGGAAAUUUAGCCCUUCCAUUGUUUAACAAUAUUAAUGUGCAUUUAACUGGAUUGAUAUCCUUUUCCAAUUGUUUUUGUCAUUUGUUCCGAGGUUUGUUUUGAAAGGGGUGAAGGGUAUAAAAUGAAAAGCACAGUUGUGAGAUUUGUUACUAGCAGCUUCCUUAUGUAUGUGUCAAAUGAAAAUACUUCAAAAAUGCUAAUUAAGUGCAUUUAGAACAAAUUUAAUGUGUUAGUUUCUGUAAAGUGAUGUUUUGUUUAUGUAAAUAACAAUUAUAAGAAAUGUGAAUCUAAGUGUUUUUAGGAAUAUUAACAUCAAUUGAUAUGUAAUAAAACUGGUGCUCUUUAUGAAGUUUUAAACCAUUUAUUUUGCAACUUUGUGUUAUCUUAUGGUCAUCAAAAUAUUAUG
Messenger RNA from Lingula anatina, 2622 nucleotides. RefSeq names its product phosphoglucomutase-1. The record is from RefSeq and is a predicted model, not a curated record. NCBI's taxonomy places the organism in Eukaryota, Metazoa, Brachiopoda, Lingulata, Lingulida, Lingulidae. Gene Ontology annotation, cellular component: cytosol. Gene Ontology annotation, biological process: carbohydrate metabolic process. Gene Ontology annotation, molecular function: phosphoglucomutase activity; magnesium ion binding.